AUGGCCGACAUUAGUAAAGCUCUUGAUCGGGUGUGUGAGAAAUUUGGAAUUACGGAGUUAAACAAGUAUCAGAAAGAAGCUAUCCUGCAAAUAGUACAGAGGAAGACUGAUGUGUUCAUAAAUUUGCCAACGGGAUUUGGGAAAUCCCUUAUAUAUCAAGCUUUGCCGCUUGUUUGUGACACGGUGCGUGGAACUACUGGACAUAUUGUUGUUGUUGUUUCGCCCCUAGUCAAUCUUAUGAAGGAUCAAGUUGGAAAGCUGGUAAAUAUUGGCAUUCCUGCUGUAACGCUAAGUGAUAUUAGUGAAGAUAAUAUGAAGGCUGUCGAGAGAGGGGCUUUCUCUGUCGUUUAUGGAAGCCCAGAAGCGUGGUUGAAGAUCGAUCGGUGGAGGAAAAUGUUAGCGAGUGAUUUGUACAGAAAGAAACUUUGUGCUUUCGCAGUUGACGAAGCACAUGUUGUAAAGCAGUGGUAA
Molecule: messenger RNA, 471 nt
Organism: Porites evermanni
Lineage: Eukaryota; Metazoa; Cnidaria; Anthozoa; Scleractinia; Poritidae
Source: the annotation of a GenBank genome assembly